Haliotis rufescens (red abalone) is the source of this 1013-nucleotide messenger RNA. RefSeq lists its product as uncharacterized. The record is from RefSeq and is a predicted model, not a curated record. The coding region runs from base 136 to 747 and encodes 203 amino acids. Gene Ontology annotation, biological process: regulation of apoptotic process. The transcript has 6 exons. Lineage: Eukaryota; Metazoa; Mollusca; Gastropoda; Lepetellida; Haliotidae.
GUCACUGGGACAAAACAUACACAAUAUAUCGGGACUUUUACUUUCGUACGAUAAACGAACUGAUUUUGUUUCCUCGUCGACACUUUCUGAAACAUCACGUAUCAUUUGGUUGCAGAACACCUAUCAUCCUGUAAAAUGGUCCCCCUGAAUCGAAAAGACGUCAUCAACCAGAGUCGAUACCUAUUGGCUUAUUACCUCCAUAGUCGUAUGGUAGAAGAUGGGAUUCCUAACCCUCCGAGCGUGGACGAUUUGCUGGAUUCCCAGUAUCCAUGUGUCUUCCCAGAUUACCGUGUCGUGCAUCCGUUUGUGGAGAGAGCUAAAGUGGUACAGACCGGACUGGAUGAAGACCGACAAGUUCAAAAGCUCCUAGAAGGAAUUCCCCAUGGCGCAGAAAGGGGGGUAAUUUGCAGUAUAUUGCGAUCAGUGUUCAGUGAUGAUAAGAUCAACUUGGGCAGAGUGACGGUCAUCUUCUGUUUGGCCUACACGAUGUCAGCCAGGGCCCAGUAUAACAAAGCUAAAAUCCGUGACAUCAUGGAUGCUGUGAUGGACUCCAUGAAGGAUGAUGUCACACAAUGGAUUAUUGACAACGGAGGCUGGGAUUCAGCUGCAGCGAUGCUCACUCCAACUAAGCUUCAUAAAGCAUUACAGGAUUACUUGAGCGACAGCAGGAAGCAGACGAUGUUUGUGCUUGGCGCGGGUGUUGUUUUGUUUGGAGUUCUGUAUUUCUGGAACAGAUUGCAAAAAUAGUCCUUCAGUGUGUUAUGUGUUUCGGAAGAAAUUAUGUUCGAUUGAUCUUAACGUAAAUUCAUUUCAAAACUGCAUUGUCCCAGAUUUGAAUGUCUUCAUAUGUCCAGAGCUUUCGUAAAGGUUUCAACUGUUUCCUUCUUGGAGAAUAAAUCAUUACUGAACCAAAUUAAAAACUUCACAAUCCUAAACUUUUAACAUUUUGACCAGUUAUCAUUUCGGGCCCUUAUUGUGUAUUUAAACAGUAAUGGCUACGUAUUGUCUUCAGA